UUGUUUUAAAUAUCGAAAGUUAACUAAAUGGAAACUGCAUUUAAGAAUGAAUAAAAUGAAUACACUAAAAUGUGGAAAAGGCUAAGGAAAAUGCUACAUUGCACUUAAAAUAUAUAAAUAAAACAUGUAUAAUAUAUAACUUCAAGGAAACAAAUUUGACUAGCUUAGGCAAGUAGAGUAAUGCAUACAGUUGCAUAAAGUCAUACGAAAUACGACAGAAGAGUUUUGCUGGCUGGCUGUCUGUCUCGCGUGCGGGCAGGAAAAUUGUGCGUGCGCGGUGUUGAUUUCACAGCUCAGAGCUGCGUGAUGACGUCGCCCGCAUCCCAUAGCGUUGAGCUGCGUUGGUACGUGCCGACGUCACACUCCACAGCCACCUUCCACCCCUUCAACGUAUCCCUUGCAAAUGCGUGGGCAGUGCUAGUAUUAUUACGUAGUCGCAAAAACAGUCGAUACAAAUAUUUACGAAAAUUUACUUAAAGCCUAUUAUAUUUUUGUUCAAACUCAGAUAUGGAAUUGAAUUUAGACGCAAUUUGAAGGUCAAUUCCUUUCCGAAACGAGGGGCGUCAACCAAAAUAAUGCCAGGCUAAACCAAUUUUUUUGCGCGAGGUACGAUGCAUUUAAAAAGGGUAGCACGCCUUAGAUCGUGAUGAAUUGUAUCUGGAUAUAAGCAACAAAGAUGUGGCAUUAACUUAAGUGUAAAUUAACUGAAGAUAUUUCCCCCAAUACAUUGCACUCCUGUUUGAGAGAGGCCUAAAACCAGACGUAGAAUAAGAUAUCACAGCGAUGGGUUGAGUAAUUGGCAUCAAGGAUGAAGAGUAAAGUGGAAUGAAAAGUGUUGCUUUACUGAGUCCACCACUGAGUUUAAAGCAAUACGUAUUUGUUGGACCUGGCAAUAGUUUAGAAGGCGAGGUGCCUCCAUCUUCUGUUGUGUGGCAUUUGGUCUACUUUUCCACGCUAACCAGACGUUUUGGCCGAGGUGUGGAUCAAUUACCUCUGGUGUACCCAUUUAUAUUGACAGGAGAUGAAACAGAACCAGCGACCUCUGGAUUGCAGUCUAGUGUGGUAAUCAUUACUUCAUGACUGCCAUCUCCGUUUCUCAGUUAAAAAGAUAGGGCUUGCUGUCAACAACACCAAAAGGAGGACACACUGAGGAAAAAACAUGCGAGCGAAGGGAGUGGUGGGGCUGCUGCUGGCUCUCUCCUUGUUGGCCGGACAAGCAAAUGGAUUCUUCCCGAAAAAAUGGCUGGCCUCCUUUGCAUCGAUUUUCGCAAAAGAACGCACUAUUAGUCACGUGCAAAUGACCACUACAGCUAUCGAGGUGGUGGUGGAAGAAAUGGCAAAGGCAAAAGAAUCCAUAACUGGCUACAAGGUAAACUACAAAGGUACCCCGAGCUAUAAUCUCGCGAAGGAUGUCAUUUUAACAUCGAAUGCAAACACAGAUUCAGAAAAAAACACGAAAAAUGAUCCAAGAUACCAUUUUGAUGCAGAGAAGUUCGUAGGUGCCCUCGAGAUAAUGAUCGGGAAUCGAAACAGAUUAAUUGCAUUGCUCAGGAAAAAUGAAAUAACAACUGUGGACUACAUCACAGCACGACAGCUGACGGGAACCAUUCUCCACACAUUGCAGGAUUUCUACAGCCAUUCAAACUGGAUUGAAAUGGGAAACACAAAGCCAAAAGAUAACAUAUUUAGCAAUGAUUUCUCAGAAAAAGAAGUUGCUGGACCAGAUGUGCGCACAUGCACAAACUGUGGGACAAAUUGUGUAAACAAUAUAAGACCGGAAAUAAAUUCGAAAAGCCUUCUUACCAGCGGAUAUUAUUCAUCUCAGAAGAUUGGGAAUGUUGCUGUCCCAAAGCCUAAAGGAAAAUGGAAGUGCAGCCAUGGAGGGCUUCUCGAUAUGACAAGGUUGACCGAAGCUAAGGGGGGUAUGAACAAAGACGGUUCCCUUAAACUCUUUUCACCACACUACUAUCUGCAUCAAACAGCUGUCGAUGUGGCAACAAAAGCAACCAUCAAGUUCUUCAGAGAUCUCAGAAGUGAAGUAGACAAUGACCUUGCUUUCGGAAGGUAUUUAGGAUUUGAGCAAACAACAUCAAUUGGAUUUGUGAUUGAUACUACUGGCAGCAUGGGACCCUUCAUAGAUAAUGUUCGCACCGAAGUCUUAAGGAUCAUUGAUGAGCGUGCCAAAAACGGCGAGCUGCCUGCGAUGUUUAUGCUCGUGCCUUUUAAUGACCCAGGUUAUGGUCCAGUUCUUGUCUCCAAAAACGUAACUGAAUUCCGAAAAUGGAUUUCAGCACUCUCCCCCGAUGAUGGCGGUGAUGAACCAGAAUUGUUUUUUUCUGGAUUGAUGCUGUGCCUGAAUGCCAUUGAGCCACACUCGGAGAUAUUCAUCUUUACGGAUGCAUCUGCAAAAGAUGCGUAUCUGAUGCCACAAGCGGUUGCCAUUGGAGAGAGAAAGAAAUGCAAAGUGAAUGUUGUGCACGUGAGAUGGUCAGGAUAUAUGCGCUCUUUGGACAAUCAGGGAAACUUCCAGCGAACACGCGCACUUACAUACCCUGAAUAUGACGAAAUUGCUUUUAGUACUGGGGGUUUGAUGUUGAAUCCAACAAGUACGGAAUUUCAAGGACUAAUGGUAGUCAUCGGAGACCUCACAAAGACGCAGCAGGUGAACCUUUUAAAUGUCCGUCAUGUUGAUACAACGACCAGCAAAGUCCUUACAUUUCCAGUUGACAAUUCUGUGAGCGACAUUGUCAUUUUUUAUACGGGGACAGUCUCUGCAUCACCUAACAUUACGAUUUCUGAUCCAUCAGGUACAAUGGAUAGUGCAGUUGCAGGAAAUACAACACUUUUAUCGACCCAAAUAUCUGGAAGCACUUUUAUCAUUCGCUUAAAGGAGCCAAAAAUGUGUGGAGUUUGGAAAAUUCAGAUCACAUCACCGGGAACUUCAAGUUUACGUAUCAUCGGAGAAAGCUCUUUGAAUUUCAUCUACAAGUUUGGAGUUGAAGAUGAUGUCGGGCCGCACCCUGGUAUAAGGGCUAUCACGAAUAAACCAUCAACAGGCGUGCCGCUAUUGGUGGAAGUCACCAUUACAGGCGAAGACACCAGCAGUGUUGUUGCUGAGAUGCUGACGCUGCUAUCACCUGAUGGUCGACCUCUUCAAAUUAUUUUGUUGAACGACACCAGCCCAGGAGACUAUAUUGGAAGGAUUGACUCCCUCCCAGAGGAGCAGUUCUCUGUGUACGUCAGCGGGAAGGACUCGAGAAAUGACACCUUUGGCCGAGUAUUUCCAACAAUUUCUGAAGUCACCACAAUAACACUAGAGAUUGUUUCAACAAUGACUUAUCCAAAGAUCGCCAUUGGCAUCCCAACCUACCUUAAUGUGUCCGUCACUAACUCUGGUGAUGCUGACACAUUCACAGCUACAGUCAGUGUGGACCCUGGCUUCAUUGUCAGUAUUCUUCCUUUGGAUAGAUUCAACAUCAGCAGGAACAGCUCAGUAAUUUUAACGCUGAAGCUAGAAACCAAUUCUACAGUGGAAAUCGGAACGAUUGGCACAUUUUUACUGGUAGUUCACGGAGCAAACUCUACCUACAAUUUCAUAGAUUUUCAAGCUCAGCUUCUAAAGUAUGAUGAUGAUUCAUUUCCAACCUGUGAAAUUAUGGCUGAAAGAAAAUGCCCUAAGAAGCUCCAGGACACGAAGUGCAAAUCCAGCACGUGGAACGCGACCAUCCAGUUCAAUGACACUGGGUCGGGAAUCAAAAUAAUAGAUGCACCUGGUGGCAUGGGCAACAUCACUGUCGGGAAGACGUUGACCAAGAGCUAUUCCGGAGACUGCUGCAACACGGUGUUGAGCGUUAAUGUCACAGAUAUGGCUGAUAACUUACGUGUGUGCUCCUACGACAUGAAGGCAUCAGCAGGGUUUACGAUGUUCCAUAUUGGCAUUUGGCAAAUGGUCAUAUUUGCAUUUGGCCUGGCACUAAGUGGAAUUGCUAAUGUCAUGUGAUUUCAAAUGUUUGACAUGUGAAGUACAGGCAAUACAUCUGUAUAUUUUGUGGGAGAAAAUAUUAUUGUCCUCUUCAUGUGUAGUGCUAUUAUUUUUUUAACACAAGACCUGGCAAUAUAUUUACACUAAUUCGGUCAGGUCUGAUGCGAGUAAUACAUAAAAUAAGGAUCAGAAAAUGUUGUCUCCCCACACUUCAAUACUGGUACAGGGAUAAUUUUACAGGGAACAUUUUAAAUGUCGAUUUUUUUGCAUAUUUUAAGGUGAUCAAUAUUAAAUAUUGUGGGUAUUGUAACAAAUGUGGAUAGAUGUAUUCAAAAAUAUAGACUACUGAUCAAGCAGCUGCAUGAAGUAAAGUGCUAUUGCCCCAUGUCAGAGGUUAAUGUGCUUGCAUUGUUAUCUCAGGAGAAAAAUUAACGAAGACCCGUGGGCGUGGCAAAUUAUGCUGAACUGUCAGAGAAUAUAAGUGGUCAAUCACAUAUUGCUUUUAGAUAUGAUUAUAUGGGAUUAGUCCGAUAAGUGGUUGAUUUAAUUGCAUUGAAAAUAAGAAACACUGUGAAUGUAUCAGUUUUAUAAAUGGUUCGAAUUUAUGUUGCAAAUAGUGGAAGGGAGUGGCAAAAAACUACGCAUUAGUGGCAACAGCAUGUGUUGUCUGAGCUGUCAAAUCGUUGGGAGAACAGCUGUGUCUAUUCCCUCGAUCUUCGCACAAUCAUGUGGUUUGAUAACAAGAGCAAAUACAAUUUACUUUUGAUUACGAGUACUUCAUGCGGUGUUAAACAACAUAGUGUGGCAGGUUCUUUCUUAUCCAUUCUUAUCGUUUACUAUGCUUCACGCCAUUGCCAAGCAGCACUGACCCGCAUGCUGAAGCAUGGUCAUAAAAUUCCCCCAACCCGCAUGACAUGCAUAGAGAGGCCCUCAAUCACCAUUGUUUUUAAAAGGGCACAUAUUUGUGGUACUAUUAAACAAUCAAAUACUCUUGAAGGUACAGAAUUUCCCACACGUCUUAUUCCCCAUACAGUUUAUUUGGGUAAUUUUAAAUGUGCCUGUACGGACUAUUGCAUGUUAUUAUAAUGAGCAAAGUGAGACGAUUAAUAUUACCAUCACCAUAAUCAUGUUAAAAUAAAGCAACAAAAACGUAGAAAUUUGAUGCAAUAGUAUUACACACGAGCCUAAGUAUCUGAUGUAAAGCACCAAAAUCAUAGUUUUGCAUGAGAUUGUUUGGUUUCGGUUUUUUUCUAAUACAAAAUAAUGAUUUUAACUUUCGAAUGCGUUCACUCAUUCUUAAAGAGAGAGACGGCUCAGAGGUGUGAGCAACCAUA
Messenger RNA from Lethenteron reissneri (Far Eastern brook lamprey), 5316 nucleotides. Its product is annotated as von Willebrand factor A domain-containing protein 7-like. NCBI's taxonomy places the organism in Eukaryota, Metazoa, Chordata, Hyperoartia, Petromyzontiformes, Petromyzontidae. The record is from RefSeq and is a predicted model, not a curated record.